AGUGCGCUGCCUCAUGCGACGCUUGUAAACAUCCGGUUCCGAAGAAAGUAGUGUCUUCUUUUCUUGACAGUCCGCGUUAUUUUAGUUAGUUAUUUAUUUAUCGCGGUUGUUUUGUGUGUCUGCGCUCUCCGGCAGCCAUGUCUCAGGAGGAGGUUUGUUUUCUGAAAGCGAAGCUCAAAGAGCAAGAGAAGGAGAUAGCUGCUCUGAAGAAUAAACUGGCUCAACUCAAGGAAGAGCAGAGUCAUACCUCAGUUCUGGAGCUGCACAAAAAAGUGACGCCUCUAUCCCGGCUGGAAGCCACACAGGCCCUCAGCAAUGACGACAUCAUGCGCUACAGCAGACAACUGCUUCUACCGGAGCUCGGUGUUCAAGGUCAACUCAACUUAUCCAAGACAUCCGUGCUGGUUGUUGGCUGUGGAGGUCUCGGCUGCCCGCUGGCACAGUAUCUCGCUGCAGCGGGCAUUGGACGCCUGGGUCUGCUCGACUAUGACGAGGUGGAGCUCAGUAACCUGCACAGACAGGUGCUGCAUGGCGAGGAGAACAAGGGCUGGGCCAAGGCUCUGUCUGCAGCCACUGCAUUAAGAAGGUUGAACUCCACUGUGGAGUGUAUUCCCUACCACCUGCAGCUGUCGCCAGGAAAUGCCCUGCAGCUCAUUCAACAGUACGACAUUGUGGCCGAUUGUUCCGACAACGUGCCCACUCGCUACCUUGUGAACGACGCCUGCGUCCUCAGUGACAAACCUCUGGUGUCGGCGAGUGCACUUAGGAUGGAGGGUCAGCUGACGGUGUAUAAUUAUCACGGAGGCCCCUGCUAUAGAUGUCUGUACCCAGUGCCGCCACCUCCAGAGACAGUGACCAACUGCUCUGACGGAGGGGUGUUAGGAGUGGUUCCAGGGAUAAUGGGCUGCUUGCAAGCUUUGGAAGUCAUCAAGAUUGCAUCUGGACAAGGAACGUCCUUUGGCCAGCAGCUGCUGAUGUUUGACGCUCAGGACGCCAGAUUUAGGUCCAUCAAGCUGCGGCCCAAGCAGGCAAACUGUGCCGUGUGUGGAGAGAACCCCAGUGUUACUACGCUGGGGGACUACGAGAGGUUUUGUGGCUCUGCUGCCACAGAUAAGUGCCGCAGACUCAACCUCCUCUCCAGGGAUCAGAGGAUCUCAGUGCAGGAUUAUCAAAUUAUACUGGCUAAGAAAGAGCCCCAUCUUUUGCUGGAUGUGCGCCCUCUUGUGGAGGUUGACAUAUGCCACCUGCCCUCCUCUCUCAACAUCCCACUCUCACGUCUGGAGGAGAGAAAGAGCCAAGACAUCCAGUCGUUUCGGGAGACGAUCGCUCGGCUACGACAGCAGAUGCCAGGCAGCCGCCGGCCUCCAGUGUACGUGAUCUGUAAGCUGGGCAAUGACUCUCAGAAGGCGGUGCAGGUUCUGGAGGAGAUGAGCGGAUCCGAGUUGGACGGUAUCACAGUCAAAGACAUCUGCGGAGGACUGAUGGCGUGGGCAAGGCUCAUCGAUCCCAAAUUCCCACAGUAUUAGGUUAGGUUCUGUUCAGCGUCUUUGUUUCGAGUGCAGAGUUCUCGUCUGUACAUUGUACCGCACGCAUUAUAUGUAACAAUAAAGCAGCUUUGAAACA
Messenger RNA from Solea senegalensis (Senegalese sole), 1623 nucleotides. It is a transcript of the gene mocs3, whose product is annotated as molybdenum cofactor synthesis 3. Gene Ontology annotation, molecular function: URM1 activating enzyme activity; thiosulfate-cyanide sulfurtransferase activity; adenylyltransferase activity. The transcript is spliced from 13 exons. Gene Ontology annotation, cellular component: cytosol; cytoplasm. The record is from RefSeq and is a predicted model, not a curated record. Gene Ontology annotation, biological process: protein urmylation; tRNA wobble position uridine thiolation. NCBI's taxonomy places the organism in Eukaryota, Metazoa, Chordata, Actinopteri, Pleuronectiformes, Soleidae. The coding region runs from base 138 to 1526 and encodes 462 amino acids.